AAAAAAAAAGAAAAGGCAGAAGCUUUCACUAUUUAAUAGGCUCAUUCCUUUUAAUUAUUAUCCACCUAACUCUUUUGAUCAACCCCUUCACAUUAUCUUGCACCAUAUAUAUACAUAUAUCAUAUAUGUAUGUAUAUAUGUAUAUAUUUCUAGCUAAAGCCCAGUUCUUGAUUAUCCAAUGCUUCUAUUCUUGAUCACUUGCUCCUUCUCCUUCAUCCUCUUCUACAGUCCACUUUUCGCUUGUGAGAUGAGAUUGCUAUCUCUCUGCUUUUGGAAAUCCAUAAAAAACACACUCUUCAGUGCAACCCUCUCAUUUUUCACUACAAGAAUGCUGCCCAGCAAGAAAAUUUAUGCUGUUCCAAAAGUGCAAAGGACUGCCUUUGAUACGAACUCCGGAGAUCAGAUGUCUGUACUCGAUUAUUUACCCGACCUCGUACUUGAGACCAUUCUCGAGAAGCUCCCACCGAAGGGCCUCUGUCGAAUGGGCUGCGUGUCGAAAUCUCUGAGGGGUAUGUGUGUGAGUGAUCACCUGUGGGAGAGGCAUGUGAGGAGCAAAUGGGGCAGAGUUGUUGGCACCUCUGCAUACAGAGAAUGGCUGUGCAGUGCUCAUUCGAGAAAUCAAGAUUCGAUUUUUUUCGAUCGAAUUGGAGAGAAGGGGUUCUUGGGUUGCCUCAUUGCAUUGGUUAGAUCUAGGUUUUGCAGUGUUGGCAAAGAUAAGAUUUUUCCUCCGGUUAAUUCGGUAAUGUCUUGGUACAUUGCUCUUGAGUCUGGCAAGUUGUGGUUCCCUGCUCAGGUUUAUAACCGUGAGAAUGGUCAUGUGGGAUUUAUGUUGUCUUGCUAUGAUGCUGUGGUUAGUUACGAUCGGCGAACCGACACUUUUCUUGCUAGAUAUCCGGCUCAUGGAACAAGAACCAGUGCAAUAGAGAGUGGUGUAACAUGGGAUAGGCUAAGAGCCCCCCUUGUCGAUACUUCACCGCACGAUCUUCAUAUCUCCGAUUGUUUGAACGAGCUUCGCCCGGGUGAUCAAAUCGAAAUCCAAUGGAGACGAAAUAAAGAAUUCCCAUAUGGUUGGUGGUAUGGUGUUGUAGGCCACUUAGAAACAUGUGAUGGGAAUGCCAAUUACUGCAGAUGUCAUCAUAGUGAAAGUUUGGUUCUUGAAUUCAAUCAGUACACACGUGGCUGUCGAUGGAGAACUACCAUUGUUAACCGGAGAGAUCAUAGGGAAGAGGGAAACGAGGCUGAUGGAUUUUACGGCGGGAUUCGUAAACUUUGUGGGGAUGAAGAAAUUUCCAUGUGGAAGCAGUUCUGGCCAGAUGUAGUAUUGGAAUAAAUAGGUCACUCUUUAGUUAAUUAUAUAUAAAUUUAUUUAAAAUUUAAAAUUAAAAUUGUAACUACAAACUGAUUCAAGAAGGCCAUUUUCUUCUGUAAAUUACAAACACAAAAAAAUUUGAUUCUUUGGACUUACAGAGGGAAAUGUGUCUUUGUAGAAGUUAAUUAACGCGAUCCACUGAAGCGAUCUUGAUUAACGCGCUCGUUGUCCUCUCUUCCAAA
Erythranthe guttata (spotted monkey flower) is the source of this 1551-nucleotide messenger RNA. RefSeq names its product F-box protein At2g26850. The record is from RefSeq and is a predicted model, not a curated record. Lineage: Eukaryota; Viridiplantae; Streptophyta; Magnoliopsida; Lamiales; Phrymaceae. Gene Ontology annotation, molecular function: protein binding.